UCAAGGUUUUCCUCCUCAAGACCUCCACUGGCAUUUUCCGUCGCCCAUGUUGGCUCAAGUCGACUCGGCACGAGGGUGUUUUGAGCGACGAUCGGUUGGGUGACUUCCACGCGGCGCAUUCGGCGUACGAUGGCCUCCAGGUGUGCUGCGAGGGCGGCCUGCGCACUGGCGCUGCCGCCGCUGGCGCUGCUCCUGUCGGGCUGCGACGCGCCGCCCCCUUCGGCCGGCAGCACGUGCGGGGCGAAGCCGCAGGCCAGCCCGAAGGGCGCGCCCGCCACCGAGGACGAGUACCGCUACUUCUUCUGCUCCGGAGGAGGGCUGAGCUGGGGCUCGAAGAAGGCCGAGCUCUACGCCAAGCGGGAGGUGGCGAACCUGCAGGCCUGCAACAUCACCAUCUCGACUCUCACGGAUCUGAAGAAGGCGUGCGACGAGCUCACGCGGCAGAGCCAGGCGACUUGGAAGGCACCGGACACCUUCCUGAGGCUCGCCUACCAGCACGUGAACCCGUCGCCGGUGCACGCGGAGUACUCGAUGCUGGAGCUAUACAAAGUCUUGGUCGGCGGCGGCGUGACCUCCAGCAUGGCCCAGAACCUGACCGUUCAGCUCGUCCUGCGGCACGCCAGCUCGACGCAGCUGGACGCCGCGUACAAAGCCAUGGGGUCCAAGAUCGACAAGCUGGACAAGAAAGCCGCGAUGGAUGCCGCCAUCAGCCUUGCGAAGGCCGGCGCGGACGUGGCCACGUGCAAAGCAGGCGACAAGUUCAAGGGGUGCAGCCAGAAGGCGGUGAACGCGAACCUGCAGGGGAUCCCGAAGCGCUACGCAAAGAACGGCGAACUGUACGCCGCCUGGGAGUUCGUCACCUACUACGGGGACGACUCGUGGCUGGUGGAGUGGAACGCGGCACCCGAGGAGAAGAGGUUCCUGCCGAACGAUCGGGUGGCAUACACGGCGGCUCAGUUCUUCGACUAUUUCGGCACCAGCUGGGGCACCAAGUGGCAGUCGGCGUCCGUGGCCACGCAGCAGAGGAUCGCCAAGAACGGCGCGAUGUACACGAUGCCAGAGUUCGUCACUUACUACAGAGAUGCGUGGCAGAGCGAGUGGCAGGAAGCGCCAGAGGUGAUGUGCAGGGAAUGCAGGCCGUUCGACGAGGCCGGCAUCUCGGGGCCAGCCUUGUGGCGGGCCGCGGCGUUGCUCGUGUGAGUGCGUCCGCUGCCUCCUCCUCCUCCUCCUCCUCCUCCUCCUUCUCCUCCUCCUCCUCCUCCGCCGCCUCGCACACUCAAGAAUUUUGAUACUUCGCCCGCUGCCGUGUGGUCCUCAAGCACAGCAGGGUGCGCAUCCGCGCAGCGUCUCCACCCAUCUCCCGAAGGGGCCACGCAUGCCGCCAGCUGUGUAACACCUGGGUGGCGAAGAAUUGCAGUAGAGAUGGCUUCCGGCGUCAGCCUGACGGCCAGUCGAGACUCCUCGCAGGUGCCACAGCGCUCUGAGCAGCACCCGCGUCUGCGGACAAGGAAAGGAAAAAACCUCCACUGCAUUCGAUGGUGCCCGCGGGGCGACGGCACUAGGGCACGAGUGCUGCACCUGGUGCGGUCGGGCUCUUGAGCCCGCGGGAGCUGGAGAGCUGGACGGG
This is a messenger RNA of Prorocentrum cordatum, 1627 nucleotides long. Lineage: Eukaryota; Dinophyceae; Prorocentrales; Prorocentraceae. The record is from the annotation of a GenBank genome assembly.